AAACCAGCCCAAGUUUUAAAGGGCAGAGUUGUAAAAACUCCCAGGCUGAAGGGGAGUUAUCUUGUGGACGCCUGUAUCCCGGAUUCAUCCUUUAUCCCACAGAUACGACACCGCCUGGAUCUACAGCUACUACGUCGGCAACAAUUUUCUAUUUGAUUCGUACAGCUACAGUAGUGCAGCGCGAAGUUUAACAUCUCCAGGAACGGGACUGUUGAGCAAGAAAGGGCCUGCUGUGAAUUUCUAGGAUCUUCCACCAAACUCUCAGAAGGAUAUUGAUUUUUCAAGUUCCCAACUGAUCCUGGCUGCUUUGGAGGCUCGCAACGCCACGAUAAAGCAACUGUGACGGUCGAAGCAAAGUUGAAGCAGCUAUGCAGCUUGAAAUUCAAGUAGCACUCAACUUCAUCAUUUCCUACCUGUACAACAAACUCCCAAGGCGGCGUGUGAAUAUUUUCGGCGAAGAGCUUGAGAGGCAGCUGAAGAAGAAGUAUGAAGGCCACUGGUACCCGGACAAGCCGUACAAAGGCUCGGGGUUCCGGUGCAUCCAUGUAGGCGAGAAGGUGGACCCCGUGGUGGAGGAGGCGGCCAAAGAGAGCGGGCUGGAUAUCGCGGACGUCCGGAACAACUUGCCCCAGGACCUGAGCGUCUGGAUCGACCCCUUCGAGGUCUCCUACCAGAUCGGGGAGAAGGGCCCCGUCAAGGUGCUGUACGUGGACGACAACAACGAGAACGGCUCUGAGCUGGACCGGGAGAUCAAGAACAGCUUUAACCCCGAGGCGCAGGUGUUCAUGCCCAUCAGCGACCCUGUCGGGGCAUCCUCAGAGUCCAGCUCACCAUCUCCUCCCUUUGGCCAGUCGGCCGCCGUCAGCCCAUCGUUCAUGCCGCGCUCCACCCAGCCCUUAACCUUCACCACCGCCACCUUCGCCGCCACCAAGUUCGGCUCCACCAAGAUGAAGAGCAGCGGCCGCGGCGGCAACAACAACAGUAGCACCGCCGCUGGCGGAGGCAGCGGCGGCAGCACCAAGGCGGCCCGCACCUCCCCCACCAACAACCUGGGUCUGAAUGUCAACACUCUACUGAAGCAGAAAGCCAUGUCCACCUCCAUGCACUCGCUGUACGGGCUGGGCCAGCAGCAGAAGGCCUCCGCCCUGUCACCCAAUGCCAAGGAGUUUGUGUUCCCCAGCCUGCAGGGCCAGUCCAGUCCCGGGGCCGCAUUCCCCGCCGACGGUCCCCUGGGGCUCGGCCCCCUGCAGUACAACAAUGCCUUCGACGUGUUCACGGCCUACGGAAGCCUGAACGACAAGUCGCUCAUGGACGGGCUCAGCUUCAGCCUGAGCAACAUGCAGUAUUCUAACCAGCAAUUCCAGCCGGUCAUGGCUAACUAAGCUAACAUCAUCAAAUAUGCUAUUUAUGAAUGACGGUGGCUCAAAGAGAAGGGAAAAACAACUAAAAGAAAAACGCACACCUAUCAACCGGACUGAAGGAUUUAGCUGAAUAAGCAGUGAAGCGCAUGUGCCCAGGUGGGUGGGGGGUGUUUUUACCGAGCCCCCUUUGAGUUUCUACUGAAAGCUUGUUGUACAAACACAUCCGAGCUUGAAUUCAACAUGCAUCAUUGUUUUUCUUUUUCCUUUUUGCCAACCAAGCACAAACUUUUUUCUUUUCUUUUUUUUCUUUUUCUUUUUUUACUUUGAGGAACUACUCCAAAAAAAGAAUAAAAAAUAAACGCUUCAAGUUUUGGCCUCUUACAGUAUUUUACAGAUGGUAAGACAAGGCUGAUUUUUACAAAUUGGCACUACUAAGUGGGGUUACUUGGUCUUUUUCUAAUUGUAUAAUUUAAUUUAGUACAGAGUUUGUAAGAUAUCAGAGUAUAUAUUGUUUCUAUGACAUGGUGUUGCAUUUAUAUCUUUUUACUACUCCAGUGAUCUGUGAUGGCUGCAGCAGCUUUUCAUUAUUUUUUUUUUCCUUUUUUAAGGAUAAUUGUUAAAGAAAUCCAUCUUUGGAAAAAAAAAGGACAAAAAAAUAUCUAAUAUUCAGAAGAUUGUGUACAAAGUUACCUUAGUGGUGGAAUUGAAGUGUAGGAAUAUUUGCUUUUUUCUGAAAGAUGAAUUGUAUUUUCUGUUGAGAGGUUUAAGAUUUUUGCUAUACUAUGGACAAAAAAUGUACUCGUAUGAAUAUUAAUUUUGUACCUACAUUGUGCAAUACUUGAUAAAGAAAAAAUACGGUAUAACAAAGUAUUUUGAGUCAGUGUCUUACAUGUCAAGAGGGACUGAAAUAGUUUAUAUUGUUAAGUUUGUAUUAAAUGCUUAAAAAUGAUAUGCUUGUCUUUAUUUUUUUUAAUUUCAUAUUUGCACCCUGGUCUUUUUAAUAAAAUAAACUGCAGUUGAACAUGA
This is a messenger RNA of Xiphophorus hellerii (green swordtail), 2387 nucleotides long. RefSeq names its product transducer of ERBB2, 1b (gene tob1b). Lineage: Eukaryota; Metazoa; Chordata; Actinopteri; Cyprinodontiformes; Poeciliidae. Gene Ontology annotation, cellular component: cytoplasm; nucleus. Gene Ontology annotation, biological process: regulation of gene expression. Gene Ontology annotation, molecular function: transcription corepressor activity. The transcript has 2 exons. The record is from RefSeq and is a predicted model, not a curated record. The coding region runs from base 369 to 1382 and encodes 337 amino acids.